Enterobius vermicularis (human pinworm) is the source of this 1824-nucleotide messenger RNA. NCBI's taxonomy places the organism in Eukaryota, Metazoa, Nematoda, Chromadorea, Rhabditida, Oxyuridae. The record is from the annotation of a GenBank genome assembly.
AUGACGAGCGAUACUGAGCAGUUAAUUGAGAAACCGUCUGAUGAUAAAAAGAGUGUUAUAACGAUACAUAAAGUUGCAGCUGCAAUAAUUGUUGCAGUAUCUGUGUUAUUUAUAUGUCUGGCAAUUUUUUUUGCUCUUCUCUACUUUGGUUCCUACAAGGAAUUGUUACCCAGUUGGGUUGGACCAAGAAAUAAUCAAACUAGCUACUAUGGCAAAGCUGCUGUAGCAUCCGAUAAUGUACGGUGCUCUGAAGUUGGCCGUGAUGUCCUAAUCGAAGGUGGCAAUGCCGUAGAUGCAGCGAUUGCAACAAUGAUCUGCCUUGGUGUUGUAAAUCCAAUGAGCAGCGGACUUGGUGGUGGUCAUUUUAUGACCAUUUUCAACGCUUCAACUGGAAAAUGUAGUUCAAUUGACGCCCGUGAAACAGCACCUCAUGCAGCCUUCAAAAACAUGUUUGAUAAUAAACCGGAAGACGCACGAAAAGGAUGGCGAGCCGUAGCCGUUCCUGGUGAACUUCACGGUCUUAGAACUGCAUAUGAGAAAUAUGGUGGCAAGUUGUCUUGGCGUAGACUGUUUCAACCUUCGCUAGAAAUGCUUGCAGUUGGCGUUCCUGUUUCACAAGCAUUAGCUGCAGCACUGAAGAUGGAAGAAAGAAACGUUUUAGUUGAGCCAACGCUCUCUGAUUUUGUAGAUCCUAAAGAGAAGACCGUAUAUAAAUAUGGCAAUAUCAUGAAAGGUCGUGUCAUGUUGAGAGACACUCUAAAGUAUUUGGCCAAUGCAAAAAAUCCAAUUGCUGAAUUCUACGAUGGUGAAAUGACGAAACUGUUUGCUGGAGAAUUUGAAGAAAAUGAUGGCAUCAUUACGCUCGAUGACUUCAAAAAUUACUCGUCAAUUGUUCGAGAAGAAUCUGAAAUGAUCGUUACAAAUAUUGGCAAUUACACUGUUUGUGGUCCACCUCCUCCGUCAUCUUCAGCAGUUACUCAAAGCAUAAUACAAAUACUGCAUUCAUACCGCAACGAAUUGGACGAGUCAAACACUGAAAUCAAUGUAGAUAUUCUGCACAAAUUCAUAGAAGCAUCACGAUUCGCUUACGCUGCAAGAAGUAAAUUAGGCGAUGUAAGAUUCGAAAAAGAUGCUCUAGAAAUUGCAAGAAAUAUAAGUACCGAAGACUUUGCUGAAAUCUUAAGAAAGAAGAUAACGAAAAAAACUCAUGAACCAGAAUAUUAUGGAGGUAUCUUUGAACCAGUAAAAGACCAAGGAACGACAAACAUUGCAAUUGUUGAUUCUGAUGGCAAUGCUAUUGUCGUUACAACUACAGUAAAUCUAUUCUUUGGUGCUCAAGUAGCUUCAGAAAGCACAGGAAUAAUUUGGAAUUCACAAAUGGAUGACUUUUCGUUACCAAAACGGCCAAAUUCAUAUGGUUAUCCGCCAGCUCCAGCAAACUUUAUUGCUCCUGGGAAACGACCACUGAGCUCAAUUAGUCCACUUAUUUUUAUAAGCAAUGACACUAAAAAGGUUGAACUCGCAGUUGGUUCAGCUGGAGGUUCGACAAUUAUUUCAACAGUAUCAUUAAUUGCAUACAGAAUUCUAACGCUCGGUUGGGAUAUAAAAACAGCACUUGAUGCUCCACGAAUUCACGAUCAACUUAUACCAAAUCGUACUGAAUACGAGUCGAAUUUUCCACAGGCAACUCACUCGAGUAGAGGACAUACGAUGGCAAUAACACGGGGUAUCGGAGAAGCCACCGCCGUACAUCCAGUUAAUCAAAGAGUCUAUGCUUACAGUGAUUUUCGAAAAGGAGUAGAAAGUCUUGCUGCUGGAUACUAA